This is a messenger RNA of Drosophila navojoa, 1227 nucleotides long. RefSeq lists its product as uncharacterized. The record is from RefSeq and is a predicted model, not a curated record. Lineage: Eukaryota; Metazoa; Arthropoda; Insecta; Diptera; Drosophilidae.
AUGAGUGAAAUUAAUGAGAACACGCUGGACCGGCACUUCGUGUCGCAGCUGCGCAUAAUGUUCGACGUCUACUCGAAGAACAUUAGCAAGUCGGACUUCGUGAUGAGCCAGCAGUGGCUGCAGGUCUUCCACAAGUCCAGCCGGGCCGAGAAAUAUGCCAGGAACUGUCUGAUGCUGCUCAUGUACGGGCAGCUGCGCGAGAUGGGCAAACUGGGAAUGCCCUUUAUCAAGAUGGAGAAUAUGGAUCGUUCGCUCGAGGAUGUGCUCAGCGACUAUCAAGGCAGUCAGGGAAUAGAGGCGGAAAUGGAGCAAGGAAAACCCAAACUGGAGAUGAUUCCAGAGGAAAUGGACUUACCGGAACUAGAUUUGGCUAACGAGGACGUGGCAUCUGCAGUGACCUCAAACAUGUCCUGCUACAACGAUAGUCGGAUGCUGCACGAACGUCUUGGAGGUGGCAGCCAAUGCAUCGACUAUGCCGACCCCAGCUUCGAGCUGCUCACGCAGCGGAACCAACAGCUCCUCAAAGAGAUCAAUCAAAUGCACGCUCGCACCAUGGAGAACGAGCAGCUCUAUCGGCAAGCCGAUACCCAUUGGCAGCAGCGCAUACUGGAGGGCCAGGGUCACCUCCCGCUGCCGCUGUCCAAGGCACGGAUGCAGUGGCUGCUGCAGCGCAUAGAUCACGGCGCACAGCUGGCCAUACGCCAGCUGAAGGACUGGGCGACAAGCACCGGACCUUUGAACUUCCUAUACAUAAGCCUACAGCACAUACUGGAAGACGACCCGGAGGCACGGAAGCUGCUCGCCGACCUGGAUCGCAAGCUGGAGGCGGUGCUGGACAACAUGCUGGAGCAGGCCGGUGAGCGUCGAGAGAAGAAUCGGGCACUGAUGCUGGCGCGCCAGCAGCUGCAGGUGCACGUACAGGAUCUGAAGCAGCGCGAGGAAAUCUUCUGGGAACAGGCGGCUGCCUCGCCCUACUUCUCAAAGCAGUCCAGAGCGAUCAGCUACAACAAGGCGGAAACAAUGCGCAGCACCAAAACCCAAACGAACAGCGACAUAUUCGAUCCCGACAGCAACAGCAGCAGCGACUUCUGUGGCUGCGACGACUGCCAGCCCGAGCUCGGGCAGCUGAGCAACCCCGAAGAUCUAAUGGACACAUACGACAAGCGCAGCUGCCAGUACUGCCAGUCGCAGCGGCCAAGGGACGUCGAGUCCAGCAGCAAAUGCUAA